Molecule: messenger RNA, 2274 nt
Organism: Porites evermanni
Lineage: Eukaryota; Metazoa; Cnidaria; Anthozoa; Scleractinia; Poritidae
Source: the annotation of a GenBank genome assembly
UUCAGAGACAGAUUUGCACGUGAAAAGAGAAACCUGGAGUCGACAGUACUGUCCCUUCAGAGCAGCCUGGAACUGACACAAGAGAGAGUGAACAAAGAAGAGGAAUACAAGGGUACAACUCAAGCCGCACAAAAACAACUCAUGGGAGAAAAACGAGAACUGCUUGCCAAGUGAGUUGAGUUGCUCAAAGGACUAAGCAGUUUCAGCUAGUGUACACGCUAAUUCGGUCCUGUUCGGUCUAAAGGUGGAUAACGCUAUUCGUCCGUCAUUGAAAUUAACUCAACUGAUUAUCCUUAUUAUAUUUAUCAACUGGAUAGCUCUAUCCUACUUUUAAACAGCCUGUACUUGGCUUGAAAUAGGGACCUUACGACCGAACCACAAUGUCAACGGGAGUAGAGUUAAUAAGCAAAACAACAGUUCUGCACGUGCAUCGCGCUUUUUUGUCAAGUGUUUUGCCCUCCCUGCACGACUACGACGCGAAAUGGCCGAUUUUAUUUUUACUUGAGGAAGGAACGGCAAAGCGAUCAAUUUUAUUUUCUUUGUGUGAAGUCCGACGUGGUUCCCUCUCUUCAGCUCCAACCUAAUUUCUCUUCUUAAGGAGCUGGUUGACUUGCAAGAAUGGCGAAAAAGUUUCAAAGGAUGAAAAGGCUAUAUUUCAGCAGCGAUGUUUUCAUUGGCGUCGCCGUUGUCGGAUCCCGAGGUCCCUACUAAGGGCCUGUUUACAUGGAGGUGGGUGACCCCGGGCAGGUGAGGUAUCAUGUGGCGGGACACCCCAGUUAUCAUGUUAACGUGAUCAGAUUAAAAUGAGAGAUUAUAUGGACAGGUGGGUUACCCCACCUAAGCGGGUUACCUCACCUACCUGGGGUCCCCCACCCCCAUGUAAACAGGCCCUAAGACUACGGAUGUUCAUGUGUUAGGUUCUGUCAAUAAACAGAUUGGAGUAUUGAGCUAGUGCUUUAGAUGCCCACCAUAAAAACUCGUCUCUGAUUGGUUAAUUGUUUAAUGUAAACAGAUUAACAGACAGCGAAGAGGUCAUCCGGGAACAUCUGAGAAGUUUACGUCAGAGACAGGCUGCCCUAAAUGCAAUGGAGAAAGAGAACACAGAACUUCACGACAAAGUUAACUUGCUUGUACAAGAAAAGGCUACCAUUACAAGAGAGCUUGAGAAAGCUAAGGUCAGUAUAACUUCCGAAAUAUGUUAUAUGGGCCAAUCAGGUGAAUAACCAACUGUUGAUACCAUCACCUCAGUAUAAGCAACUCAUUUUGACGGUGACGAUGACUACCGCACAGGUUGUCGAAACGUCAGUCACUGAAUUUCAAUGUGUCAGUACAGUAUAUUAAUAUCGCCAAAUUUUAAAGAAGCGCGCUCUUAUUAGGUUUGGAAUUUACAAAAUCUUAAUUUAAAUCAUAAACAUUUGCAUGCCGAUGAUGAUGGUAUAAUCCCUAUUAGACUUGCUACAAGUCGACCUCUUGGCGAGCGGAGCGAGCCUUUUUUGGCCGCAAAGCGGCCGACAAAGGACUUUUUUGCCCAUAUGAAAUCCGACGAAGGACUUUUUUGAAAGUCUAAAUCCCUAUUUGCGAUUGUAAACUCUUAAAACUCAUUUGGAGUAGAUACCAAAAUCUUAAAUCAAGCUAACAAUAUUUUUGAUAAUUUUACUACUGUCGAACCACUGCUGGCGGCCACCUGUCUCAGUACAACGGCGACCCCUCUAUAACGGCCACUUUUAUUUGUCCCGGCGGACAAAAAAUCCAUACAUUGACUCUUGUUUAAACCCUCUCUACAACGGCCUCUUUUUUUGUCUCGGCGGACAAAAAAUCCAUACAUUGACUCUUGUUUAAACCCUCUCUACAACGGCCUCUUUUUUUGUCUCGGCGGACAAAAAAUCCAUACAUUGACUCUUGUUUAAAAACUCUCUACAACGGCCACUUUCUUCUGUCCUCACGGUGGCCGUUGUAGAGAGUUUCAACCGUACACCUGAAUAUAACCCUAGGGUACAAUUUACCCAAACCAGUUACUGUAUUUUAUUCUAGGCUCUCCUGUCAAGCCCCUACACGAGCCCUAAAGCAUCAGGACCCAUCGACUCUCAAGUUCUAAAGAACGCUCUUGCGCGAUUGAAUCAAAUGGAUUCACUGGAGAGGUCCUUCUCAUCACCCUCUCCUGACCUGUAUUCUCCAGAAUACAGGUCCCCUGAAAGGACUCUGGCCAGUAAUGCACUGAAUGGUUCACUAAAUGGAACAUAUCGGCCUGGGCUAAUGAGCAGUACGGUACACUAA